AUGAGCGAUCUGCUGAAGUAUAUCCUCACUCACGAGGAAGCAUUUCGAAGAAAUCGCCUGCCCUCUCUUUACUCCGACUUCACGCCCCAGAAAAAGACGAACCCCGAUGGUUAUGCCGUCAAUGUUGCGGCAUGGGAACAAGCGCUCAACAGAGCUGCAAAGCGCGGCUAUACCUCUUCGCGCGGUGUGCGGGUCCGUUCAGGCUCUAGUGUAUCAGCGAAAAGCAACACAGACAGCGUGAAGCGAAAGAAGACCGAUCACUUGAUCCUGCGAACGGAUGAGUCGUUGCUCCGGGAUCUGGAGAGCUCGGAGUGGGGGAGACCCGUCGCCCUGGGCACUGCCGAGGCGGUGCGCAAUAAUUCGAUGAUUCCAUUGUCGGUCUUCAAGACCACCGCUGGGCUUUUCCAGAAGAGUCAGUGGAAGAUAAUUGAUCCCGGUGUUCUGAAUCCCUGGAAUGUUAUGAGCUGGGGAGCUCGGCAGCUCAAGGGCUUUGUGGUGGGGUCUGAGAGUGAUUCGGCACCGAAAUUGCAGGCGCAACAGUUGGUCUUAGUGGAAAACCUGCAAGAGGCGGCAGACAAAGCUGUCAAAAAAGCCACGGGCAGCAGUUCAUCUAAGCUGGACCUCAUUUACUCGAAGGAAAGCUUUAUUGAACAAUUCGCGUCCAUACUAAAUGAUUCCACGGAAUUGUCGGAUGGUGAUUUUGACGUCUUAUUGAUCUAUCUAUCCCGUGAUGCCAAUGCUAUAGCAUAUGAUGGGAGGAUUGCCCAGACGAUCAAGUUCAAAUCUGCAGAUGAAUCGGCAGAGAUCACCCAAGAGGACACAACUAUUGCAUCUAUCAAGACGUUGGUGUCUGCGAUGUCGAAACAGGUCACGAGCUUAGAGGCUAAGAUCGCAGAACUGACCGUAUCUGCAAAGACAGCCUUGGCCAAUAAGAAUCGCAUUUCAGCACUGUCGGCUGUGCGGUCUAAAAAGCUCGCUGAACAUAAUCUCCAGCAGCGGUUCAACACCCUCAUGCAACUCGAGGAAGUCUAUUCUAAGAUUGAGGAAGCUGCCAGCCAGGUGGAUAUAGUGCAAGUCAUGCAAGCGAGCACUUCUGUACUUCGCGGCCUGCACACUAAGAUCGGGGGUGCUGAAAGAGUCGAGGAUAUUGUUGAGGAGCUGCGCGAGGAGAUGACCAAGGUGGAUGAGGUCGGAAGCAUCAUUAACGAGGCCGGCCCGGUGAUUGACGAGGGAGAGAUUGAUAAUGAGCUUGCGGAAAUGGAGAAGAUCGAGAGAGAGGAGAGAGAGAAGGAAGAGGCGGCAACCACCGAACGCAGACUGGCCGAACUGGACAGCGCCAAGCAGGCCUCCGAUGAAGCUGCCCGCCGAGCACGGGAGGCCAAAGAAGUGGAAGCGGCGCUGGCAGAUAACAUUGACAGGCUCUCCAACAUGUCUGUUGAGGAGCAACCAAUGCCAGCCAAAUAA
Penicillium bovifimosum is the source of this 1464-nucleotide messenger RNA. RefSeq names its product putative vacuolar sorting protein SNF7 family protein. The transcript has 4 exons. Gene Ontology annotation, cellular component: ESCRT III complex; cytoplasmic side of plasma membrane; multivesicular body. Gene Ontology annotation, biological process: late endosome to vacuole transport via multivesicular body sorting pathway; vesicle budding from membrane. Lineage: Eukaryota; Fungi; Ascomycota; Eurotiomycetes; Eurotiales; Aspergillaceae. The record is from RefSeq and is a predicted model, not a curated record. The coding region runs from base 1 to 1464 and encodes 487 amino acids.